AUGCAGCAUGUCUUUAUCGUCGGUGGGGGUGCACACAUCCCCUACGUGACUCAGUCACUCAAUCGUCACUUCAAUGCCCCUGGGCUAACGGUUGUCGUGCCCCAUAAUCCGCACCUGACAGUCCUGUAUGGCGCGGCAAUGUACGCCGCGGUCCACCUCACCUCCAUGGAGCUGGACUUCAACGAGGUGGAUUUGACCCGGUGCGCUACACGAUAUAGACGGAAUGUUCUGCCAGCGAAAAUCGGAUGGCAUUCACUGCAACCGCAUGGAGAAGAGGCAGAUUCCUCCUGGAGUAUCCUCCAUUAUUGA
Molecule: messenger RNA, 309 nt
Organism: Aspergillus ibericus CBS 121593
Lineage: Eukaryota; Fungi; Ascomycota; Eurotiomycetes; Eurotiales; Aspergillaceae
Exons: 3
Coding region: 1-309 (102 amino acids)
Source: RefSeq, a predicted model, not a curated record